AUGACUGGCUCCGUCUACGGCAGCAUACGGAGGCCUGACGCCGGCCAGGUGGCGCUUACAUCUGGCCCAUUAGCUCUCGACCGCUGCAAUGACUCUCCACGCCACGGAGAGCCUGUUGAAAUAAUAUCAUCAGGACCUUUAAGUGCUGAAGGCCGCCUUGCCUAUUGGCUGCUCAGAAUAGCGAGUCAGGGUAUCACUCUGGAUCUGACCUGUCAGCUCCGGGGCCAGGUCCACUGCUGCGGUGAACACAGAGCUGGUUAUGUCACUCUUUCGGACAACUGUUUCCCAUCACUGGAAUUUAAAAACUCACAAAACAAAAAGUUUCGACACAGCGUCACAGAUUUGGAGAAUGACAAAUAA
Molecule: messenger RNA, 360 nt
Organism: Xyrichtys novacula (pearly razorfish)
Lineage: Eukaryota; Metazoa; Chordata; Actinopteri; Labriformes; Labridae
Source: the annotation of a GenBank genome assembly